Molecule: messenger RNA, 785 nt
Organism: Phytomonas sp. Hart1
Lineage: Eukaryota; Euglenozoa; Kinetoplastea; Trypanosomatida; Trypanosomatidae
Source: the annotation of a GenBank genome assembly
AAACGUUUGAUUAAUAUAGUAAUGCGGCCAGUUAAAUAUGAAGUCUAUGAGAGCGGUUUUUCUCAUGAAUCAAAUCAUUGUGUUAAUUCGUCAUUGAUAGGUGUUCCUUUUGAAGGCGAAGCAUAUUCUGUAAUUCCCUUUGAAAACACAGUUGUGAAUCUCAAGCCGUAUCAGCACGCAAACACUCAAAGGAUACCAAGGCAAUUAGUCGCAAUAUAUCCACAUAUUUUUCUAUCUGAGACUGAACACGACUUCUGGAUCAGGGUUUUUGAUACUGAGGCUCUUUUGAAUCGAGCUCGACAUUGUUAUAAUUUGUGUGAAAAUGAAACUCGAGAUGCUCACCAUUUUUUUUCAAAUCAUUCGUCGAUUGUAGAAUAUUCAAAUCUCGAUGAUCUAGAAACAGAGUUAAAGCAGCUUUUAGAAUUAUCUACAUCUAUAGGUCUGGAAAAAGGAUCAUCUCCUAGUAUACAAGCUGAUACAAUGGAAAUUCUUUCCUUUUCUGAACUCACAAAUAGCGUCGAAACAUUAUUUAGUAUAUUACAGAAAAAUAUCAAGGAUAAGAGUGCAUGUUUUACUGCAGAACUAAUUUACAAUCAUUAUCCAAUUUCACUUCUUUUAGAUAAAUUUGAGGAAAUUAUUAAUUCUAUAGAACUUCACGUCAAUCUGUUUUGUACUACAGCUGCUUCAUUAUCAAGUAUUAUAGAUGAUAUCAACAAGGCUUAUAUGAUAUUUUGAAGGUGCUCGAAUGUCUUUAAUUUCUUUAUCCCGAAAGAAUUCAACUUUAU